AUGUCGGAAGAUCAUUCUCAUACAGAAGAUAAUACCCUUCAUGACACAUCAAAACCAAUAUGGAGAGCAAGACGUAUACCAACAUCCAAGUUCAAGUUAAAAUUGAAAUAUGGGGUUUACUUUCUGCUAACAAAGAACAGUUGUAGGCAAAUAUAUUGCUUUGGCUCUCAAAAAUGUAUCCACAUUGACACAUGUUUAUACAAGUUAAGUCAACUACAUGAAGAAGUGACAAAGCGUUAUUCAUCAAAGAACAACCCAAAAUUUUCUAUUCUUUAUGUUGACAAGUAUGCACCAGACAAAUCAUUUAUUGAGCUUGAUUCUGAUGAAAAGUUCAUGACUAUGCUUAGCAUGUAUGGAAGCGAGAAACAAGUAACCAUUUAUGUGACAACAGAGAAUAACCUCGGCUCCAGUAACCAUACUAACCAUUUGUGUGCCAAGAGAGAUGAACCACACGAAGAGUAUGAUGCAGACAUUUGUCCUAGUGAAGAAAGCUAUCAUAGUCAUCUCAAUUCUGAUAAUGAAGACAAUCUAAUGAAUGAUGAUGAUGAAGUUCACUCAUUUAGUAAGAAUAGUAUAAGCAUGGAAGUCAGCUCAAAAUUUGAAAAUUUGGUUGAUUUUAGGAGAGCUUUGAACCACUUUGCAGUCGCAAAUGAGUUUAACUACUACAUUCAGAAAAGUGACCCGACACGGUUCACAAAAAGCAACAAGGGUGGCAAUAAGCGUGCCAUUCAAGGAUGGAUUGCUAAUGUAGUUACUAACAAGUUGAAAUAUGAUGGGGAUGUCUCUCCAUAUGAGCUUAGAAAUUGGAUUAUGAAGACUUACAAUGUGGAUGUGCCAUACCUAAAAGUUUUUAGAGGGAAAGAGCAAGCUUAUACCGACAUGUAUGGUAAGUGGGAAGACUCUUUCAUGAAGAUGAAUGAAUUUAGAGAAGAACUAUUACGAAGGAGCGAAGGAAGCGUUGUUAAAAUUAACUUUGACAUAGUUGGUGGAAAGAAACUUUUCAAAAGGUUUUUUAUUUGUUUAGCAGCUUGUUCUAGAGGGUUUGUUGCUGGUUGUCGUCCGUAUAUUGGUCUUGAUGCUUGUCAUUUAAAAGGAAAGUUCAAUGGUGUACUAGCCGCUGCAACUGGUUUUCACAACUGGCAUUUUAGCCAGGAAAUUCUGUGA
Lactuca virosa is the source of this 1164-nucleotide messenger RNA. The record is from the annotation of a GenBank genome assembly. Lineage: Eukaryota; Viridiplantae; Streptophyta; Magnoliopsida; Asterales; Asteraceae.